Molecule: messenger RNA, 2588 nt
Organism: Aspergillus heteromorphus CBS 117.55
Lineage: Eukaryota; Fungi; Ascomycota; Eurotiomycetes; Eurotiales; Aspergillaceae
Product: putative chromatin structure remodeling complex protein RSC3
Exons: 4
Coding region: 1-2142 (713 amino acids)
Biological process (GO): DNA-templated transcription; regulation of DNA-templated transcription
Cellular component (GO): nucleus
Molecular function (GO): DNA-binding transcription factor activity, RNA polymerase II-specific; DNA binding; zinc ion binding
Source: RefSeq, a predicted model, not a curated record
AUGUCCGCGCCCCGUCGCAACGGGCAACUGUCCUCCUGCGAGCCCUGCCGGAAAUCCAAGCUGCGAUGCGAUCACUCCACUCCGACAUGCCUACGAUGCACGCGGCGCGGGCGCUCGGAGCUGUGCGUGUACCAUCCCGCUCCGAUGACCAAGCCGCACGAGCCUGCGCGAGUCCUCAAGGCAACAGCAACAUCAUCAGCCAUCAAAAGAAAGACCAAGACGGCCAGUGCCAGCGCAAGUCCGCCCCAAAUGCUGGUGCCUGCGAAGUCGAUGGCGGCCUGGGCCUCGACCACCGCCUCCACCACGACACUGCUCGCCUCAGCACAGUUCCCCAAUCCGACGAAACGGCCGUUCUCCGGAACAGGAUUUCUCGGUCCGACCAGCUACUCCGGCGCAUUCAGCGCGGGAGACGAAGUCUCCGUCUCGGUGGAAUUAGAGCCUACCAACCAGUCCGCGCCGAAAUCAACCCCGAUCGAUCCGCAGCAAGUUGCACGCGGCGCGCAGGUCCUGUUUCUCCUCGAGAACCUCGAUUUCUACGAGGAGAUCAGCGAGAAGCGGUUCCUGCUCGCGCCGGGAUGGAUCCUGGGCCCGCCGCUUCUGCGCGGUUUGCUGGGGGUGCUCCGCAAGGUGUAUCGCAAUGCGACGCAGGGGUCCGAGGACAAGAACAAGUACGCCCGUCUGGCAGAUCUCUCGCGCGUGUUCUUCCGGAACACGGCUACGCCUAUCGAGACGCGCGCGGAGAUGCCCUUUGCAGAGUAUGUUGAUAUUGCGGCGCCGCGGUGGGAGACGGUCGGGCUGCUGUUUGCGUUCGUCGGGGCGGCGACGUAUCAGGUUCCGCAGCAUGAUCUGGGGCUGAAGCAUGCGGGGGAGACCAGCAAGGAGGGGCUGAGGCAUAUUGCCAUUCAGGCGAGUGAGGCGUGUUGGCAGUUUUGUAAUUCAUUAGGGACGAUCAGCGAUCCGCUGGCUUGGGCGCUGACGCAGCAUACCGUCUUUCUGUGCUGGAUGUAUGGGAGUAGCGACCACAGAACCUGGCAAAUGCUCGGCGAAAUCACGACGACCGUCUUCGCCCUCGGCCUCCACCAGCCCGACACAGACAGCAAGACGCCGUUCUUCCUGAGCGAAAUCCGAAAGAGGACGAUGGUCGGCGCCUACGCCCUCGACAAAGACAUCGCCACCUUCCUGGGGAGACCCCCCCGCAUCUGCUGGCGAUACUGCAACAUCCAGUAUCCGUUGGACAUGAGCUACGAGGAGAUCGUCGCGGAGCCGGCGAUCCGCGACAGGGCGAUCCAGCGUCUCGAUGCAGCGGGCUGGAACAGGGACGGACAUUCGAAUAAGGGCGCGCGUGCAAGAGGCGUUCUCAUCGCUACGAUUCACCAGGAAAAUGUCCUUGAGGUGUCGUUGAGUAACCAGCUGGAUGGGUUGGAGGAGAGGAUUGAGACCGUCUUCCGCAAAUCCGACGAAUUGCGUCAAACCCUCCCCCCUUUCUUCCGCUGGACGGAAGACACAGACGACAUCUACGUCAUGUGUCUACACAUCGACUUCAUCAACCACGAGUUCCUGCUCCUGCAGACGCUGUUCAAGCGAAUCGGCAAAGGACGGGACCGGCUGGUCGCCAAGUCGCGCGAGAUGAUCAACUUGCUGCUGCAGAUGGUCACGAUGGAGACGAGGUCCGGGAAGGUGCAACCUUCGAUUAUUAUGGAUCUCUGCUCCGCCGGCCUCCCCGCCGCAGGUGUCCUGUGCACCGAACUCCUGCGCCGCUCACAACCACAACCACAACCCCAACCCCAACUCCAGUCUCACCCCCAACCCCAAAUAGACACCACAUUCCCCUUCCCCCGCUCCGAAAUCAUCCAAAAGCUCAGCGUCUUCCUCGCCCAACUCACCACCUUCCUCCGCCAGCAAGAAGGCGACUACGAGAUCUGCGUCAAGGGGCAGAAGAUCAUCUCGCAGGUGCUGGACCGGGUCUUGGCGCCGCCAACACUGCCGGUGGAAAUGCCCGUCGACUCCGAGAACGGGCACGGGCUGUUGUUGGACGGUACGACUACGCUUGGUGAGGGCGAUGCGAUGGGCCAGGACGUGGAGUUUAUGGCGUUUUUGGAGAAUUUCGAUUGGGAGACGGAGAUGAGGUUGACGUUUGGGUAGUGGAUAUAUCACAUUUCAUGAAGGGCUGGGCUAGGCUAGUAUAUGGCUAACUAAAGUAAACUACUUAACCGUCAUCAUCAAGACGGAAGAUGAGAUGAUAUGACAUGACAUGAUAACGACAGCCUAGCCAUUCCACAAAUGCCUCUUCCCCUCUUCGAUGGAGAGCUAGCUAGCUACCUAGCUAGCAUAUAUGACAUAACCAAGUCCAAGUCCAAAACCAACAGGCUAAGUCUACCAUUAUAUUCUCCGCUUCGUGGUGUCCUGGCAGUCAACUCCUGGUGGGCUGUCGCUGUCGCUAUCGCUAACGCUGUCAGAAUGACGCAGUAAUGCUGCAGGAGAUGCGUACACACGUGGAGAAGUAUCUAUAAUAGAUCGUGUUGGUGUCAAACUUGGUUCUAUUAUGGCUAAACCUCGGAGGAGGCAUCUAAUGGGUAGUAUCAUAUGAU